AUGCCUAGUCUCAAUAAUACAGGCAGUGCAGCUGCCAUAGUUGUCGGAGUUGCUGUCGUCGCAGUUCCUGCUCUUGUUGCCGGGCCACUGCUCGGUGCUCUCGGCUUUGGUGCCGCUGGUAUCACUGCAGGCUCGGCCGCUGCUGGUAUUCAGAGCGGAAUAGGCAGCGUAGUCGCCCCGGGCAUCUUCGCAACCCUUCAAUCUGCUGGCGCUGGAGGCUAUGGUGUCGCCGCAGUGCACACUGUUGUCCAAGCAGUUGGUGCACUGGUCGCUGCUGGUGGUGUGGCCGGAACCCAGGCCCAAGGCGGAGACGAAGAUGGAAAUGAAGAUGAAGAUAACGAUGGCAAAAAGGACUAA
Fusarium sp. VM40 is the source of this 357-nucleotide messenger RNA. The record is from the annotation of a GenBank genome assembly. Lineage: Eukaryota; Fungi; Ascomycota; Sordariomycetes; Hypocreales; Nectriaceae.